Messenger RNA from Pelobates cultripes (western spadefoot toad), 20835 nucleotides. Lineage: Eukaryota; Metazoa; Chordata; Amphibia; Anura; Pelobatidae. The record is from the annotation of a GenBank genome assembly.
CAGAGGACAGACUCAGUCUCAUGCUGCAGGGAAGGAGUGAGUGUGAUCUUCAGGGCUGCAGUAAGUCCUGUAAUCUUUAAAUAUAGUGUAAGGGCAUUGUAUACUGUCUGGCAUUUGAGGGGGGGGACUCUUACAAAAGAGUUUUUAUUAGAAAAUAAAAAGUUCUGUAAAGAAGACUAAUUUCUACAACUUUUUAAAAAAGAAAAUGCACAUUGUUUCCCCCUAGACUUUUAGAGAAAUCUGCAUGUUUCAAGUUUUCCUUCCAGCUUUCCAAACAGCUGAAAGUAAUUUGCUGUUGCAGAAAAUAGAUUUUUUUAUUGCUAAACCUUUAUGAGAUUGUUAAGAAAAAAAAAAUGCUGUACAAUUGCAAUGUAUUGAUAUUUGACAUGCAUUAGAUAGAAAAUACAGUGUGAUGCAAGGGGUGUAAUGUAGAAGAAGUCACUGACAGUCUAUUUCAAAGCUGUCAAGGCAUCAUGGGAGUUGUAGUUCUUGGAGAGGUAAGUGGUUUGCAGUUUGCCCUCUCCCAGGUGUAAUGUAUACUAAGUUUACAAGUGGCAAUGUAUUUUAGGAAAUCUCAAUCCCAAAGGCCAAGCCACUACUAAGUUCUGUUCUAGUAAUAAAAUCUGCAAAUGAAAUAGUCUCCCCCAUUUAUUUUUAGCUUUCCUCCCCUUUACUCCAAUAUUUACAACAAAUUGCAAGUCUGCUGCUCUGUUUAAUUGUAUUUAAACACCUUACAAAAACACAUAACACCGAAGUAAAAUUGUUUAUUAAAUGCUGGUGUUUUUAUUUAUUUUGAUUUUAUCACUUGAUACUUUUCAUCUUGAUUUAUCUAAUUGUAAAUGAGUACAUGUAGGGGACUACACUAACUUUUUAGCUUAAAUUAAUGCAGAAUAGACACAUGCAUCAGUGCCUUCGCUUUCAUAGUGUUCCUAUGGCCCCGUACUAUGUAUUACAUAUAAUCACCUAUUUCAUAUGAAGACUGGGAUGGAUACUGUUAGGGACAGCAUUGGUUAAUAAAUAGCAAAAAUGUCGAUGCUAAUUUUGUAUUUUUGGUACUUUAAUUGGUGUGUUAAUAAACCGUUAAUUAUACUACUGAAAAAAAAUGUAUAAUUCGUAAAGUAAAAGGACUUUAGUAUUUCCACUUGUGAGUCAGUGCACACAAUGGGGCUCAUACAUCGACAAGAAUGGUCAUGAAUUGAAAUCAGGCUUACUAAAUUUAGGAUUGCUAGCUUGACUUUAAAAAUUGAAUUGCAAGAUUUAGAACAACAAAAAGAUUUGGAAAUUCCCAGUUGGGCUAUAAUCACAGGAAAUAUUCACUUUGCUAUGGGAUUUACGUUUUACUAUAAUUUUUUGAUAAAAAUGCAACACUGGAUUAGGCCUUAUCAACGUUACGAAGGAUUUUGUAGCGCUGCUUUCUUUUUGUGAGAGAUAUUCAUUAAAAAAAAAAAAAAAACAGGCUUUUUUUUUUACUUUUUUUUUUUUAAAUAUAAAUUGAUGUUUUUAAAGUGGCUUUUGACUGUCAAAAAUAUCUAGGUUCAGAUAUAUCAAAAUUUUAUCAGUUUUGCUAUUUUUAAAAAUGUUUACAUUUUUUUUUACCAAUUCACCACAUUUCUCAAAGCCAUAAGUCGUUACCACAAUAUCAUUAAGGCCUGCUAUUGGCAUAUUUCAGAUGAUAUACAAUAUAUCCAGGUGUUGUUUAAAUAAACAAUCUGGGUUAUUCACAGAACUGUGAAUUCAAUGUUUUAGACCACAAUUGGCAAGUUUUGAAAAAUCCUCUAAAUCAGUGUUUUCAUUUGACUUAUUUUGGCCUUAAUUUUAGAAAUUCAUGUUUGAAUUUGCGACACUUAACACUUUAGUAAACAACUUUGCUAAUAUCUAAAUGAUAUGCCAACGUAGUCAAUAUUGGAUUGCAAAGGCUUUAAGUCAAUCUUUCUUAAUUAGUCUUAAUCAUUCUUAAGCCUGAGCCUUUGAACCAUGAGGUGUAUAAAAGUUCUCUGUAAAAAUAGCUGCCCAUUUAUUCUGUCUGGUGGGUCUUUAGAUGUCAUGUCAGUUUGGGAAGUCUGGCUUUAUUGCAGAGCAAAUGUUGCCCUGUGUCAACUGAUUGUUUCUCUUUUUGUUUAAUUUAAACAAACUUUGACUUUGAUCUAUGUAAGUGUGUAAUGUCCUCUUUUCCCAUAAAAUCCUGUCUCCCCCUAACCUGGCUGAAUCUGUCACAUCUCUCCAUCAGUUAAAUUCCUUCAUCCCAUUUACAUUAGAUUCCAUCUGACCAGCUUGCUAUUGUAGUGUAAUAAACUCUUAAAUUACGUUAAAAGAAGUCAUUUAUCUUUAGGAAACAGAAGUAGAGUAUUAAGCCUGGAUAGGAGUGUCACUACUUGGAAAAUCCAGAUGAGAUAAUGUGUUUCUCUGCAGUGCUUUGUAAUGAUAACAAGGAUUUUUAUCAAAGAUUUAAAGGAAAGUAAACUUUUUAAAAUAACAAAGUGGGUGGAAGAGUGGGUUAGUACUUUAAUUAUAGAUGAUUACUGAGCAUUAACGUCACAUACUUCCAUACAUCCUAACAUAUAGUGAUAUGAAUGAAGGAGAUGGUGUGGGACCAGCUGUGAGGGUGACACGGUUGGCUCGACUGAAUAGAAGAGGGGUACAGCCUGGCAUGACUCCCAAAUCAGGUCUCCCACCAUUGGUUAUUACAUUGCUGUGGCAUGAGCUUCGCAAAGGGAGAGCUCGUCUAAUGAUGCCCUCGUUAAAGAUAAAUACUGUGGUGUCUCUAAGAGCGGCAGUACAGGAGUUACAAAUCAAGACUGGCCUGCCAAAUCCAUGACUGUUGGGUGCUAUGGGCUUUUACUUUCUAAUACAUAAGAUACCAACUAUGAGAGAUGCAGACUGACAGCAGUUAGAGGUGUGUGUGCAGCACAAUCAUUUAGAAUGAAAUGUUCUAUACAUUCAGUGUAAGAAUGCUACUUCAUCCACUCUGUAGUGGGAUUUCUAUUAUAUAUGAGGACUGGGUAUCCCUUCUUUGCACCUGCUCCUUUGUGUUUGCUUUCUGAUUUGUUGAUUGAAUUGCUAAAGUGCUACUGUAUUUCUGCUUACCAGCAGUUCCAUUAUUACGUCAGUAAGGAUUGAUUUAUGGUCAAACGUAUUUUCCCAUGAACAUUCCAAAUAGCAUUUUAUGGAAAAAGAUAUUAAAGAAGAACGAUAGUGUGUGUGUGGGGGGAUGGUGUCCUAUAUUUUAAUGUAUUAUUGAUAAGACACUAAAAAUGCAAAAAUAUUUAAAUUAAAAUAAAAUAGAUAACGUUUAAAGUUCUCUGCAGAUAAACCAGUUUGGUGGGUCUGCCUACAGCUACAAGCAGACUACUUCCUUAUCAGGCAGAGAUCUCCAUUCAGAUGUGUUUCGGUCUACUCUAUAGGACAUGUAUUUUUUUCCCAAGUCGAGUUGGGGCUUAUGGAAUAAAUAGUUUACUUAGGAUGAGUGGAACUGCUCUACCUGGGCCGCAAGCAGUUUACACAUCGCCUCGUUCAUAGUUUAAUAAACUGGACUACGUGAGUCAAUCAGCAGAACUAAGGUCCAAACAUAUACAAUCCGUGGUUUGGUUCUCUCUUCUGGGAAAGGAGGGAGCGCUAUCCAAGUUGUGCAUGUGCAUUGUGAAUUCACAACAUGGACAAAUAACAAACUGUUUAGGCUGCCUCCUGACUGACAGCUCUUAGGGGGCUGUCUUAGAGCUGCAGAUUUUUUCCCUUAAAUCGAUGCAUCUCUCCAAAUUUUGAGAUUUGCUGCAGCUAAGGUUAUGCAAUAUUGCAAAGAUGUGACAAUGCUCGGUGUGACCUUGUCAUAAUCGAGAAUCCAACAAAACAAUCCAGAUUUUGGUGCAUUGGUUAUUGGCAAAGUCAUGGCUAGUUUUGGUGUGACGUAGUUAGGUUCCCAUUUACUUUUUGAUUUUGUGUGUUUCUGUUGAGGAAACAAUUGUUCGUGCAAACUUAGAAAUGGACUGCUCUUGAAUUGUUUGUUUUUAUGCUAUUUAUGAAUUUAACUUGAAAAUCAGGUCUGACUGUUGUCUUUAGAAAUAAGCCAUAAUCGAACAAAGAUCCUGCCUAGCCAAACAACUCAUUUCAUCUACACAUUGCUCUGUAAGUUUUCAUUUACAGCACGCACAAUGCGUUAUAUUUACAGACUGAUUUCUGAACAUAUUUAUUGUACUUUAAAUACACUUUGUGACUAUUAUUGCUGUGAAACUCUGGUCGAAAUUCAGACACUCCAACAAUACUGAACUCCUACAGAAGAGCAACAUUAAGAUAGAAAAAAGGGACAGAGGGAUAUGAGCCCAAACUAGGGACUGUCUCUACUAAUUAGGGACACUGGGGAGGUAAGUGGCAAAAAAAGAGAAAAAAACCUCAGAGAUAACUAAUACAGCAGAUGUAUGUACAUACGUCUAACUGUGUAAUCCCAGACUGUUUAUUUUGAAAAGCCAUAUUGUGUCUUUUGUGGGGGUUUUUCUUUCGAGGUAACUACUCAAAUAUCUCUCAAUCACACAGGUGUGUGCAUGUAUGUAAUACUAGAAGGUUGCAUGCCAAGAAGGUUUCUGUUUGGCCUCAGGUGUUAAUGUAUUCACAUAGCAGGGGCUUUAACCCAUUAUUGUCAAAGCCUCAUUUUUUGCUUUUAUUAAAAAUAAUACAUUUUAAGAUAAAAAUAAAAUGAAAAAAACACCUCAUCUGUUAAAUUCACCAGUAAUCCAGUGUUAGGGGAAUCUCUUCUUUGCAUCAAAUUUACCUAUUUUGAGAAUAUUAACCCCUUAAGGACACAACUUCUGGAAUAAAAGGGAAUCAUGACGGACUAUUUCUGUCAUUUGUCCUUAAGGGGUUAAUACUGAUGGUCUGUGGUCCCAUCAGAUGCGCUGGUCCCAUCAGAUGCGCUGCAGAGAUGUUAUCAGAACUAUGGCGCACAUAUUGCAGUCACAAUAGGGAAACAUUUAACCCUAUUUAUAAGAUACAUUAACAGCGUUCACGUCAUCAUGCUGUGUGUGAUGCUGAACGUGAAGUAAAUUUUUAGAAGGUAUUCAGUAAUAAAGUAUUUAACAAGGAACUGUACAAUCCAAUUACUCUGGUUUCCAAGUACGUCCUGUAGAUGUUAUUUUUGCCCAACAACCAGUGGAUGUUACUGUUGCCCAAUUUAAUUAGGAAGAGCCUUUAGUUGCUGGCUGAUAAUCACAAGAAGCGUGGUUUUGAAUUAAUGUGCACAGUGACAUUUGCCAACAAACGUUCUCUGAAAAGGCAAUGUUUUACAUUGAGAAAAAAAAGGGAUAGUAUCUGCGCACCAACACCACUUCAUUAAGUUGAAGUGGUGUUGGAGUUUUCAUUAUCCACUGAAGAACAAUUUUGAUAUUAUCUACUUUUGUUUUAUUUAACUUUUCUUCUUUCUUAUUUAGUUCACCUACACAUAUUAUCUACAACUCUUUAUAAAACACAGCAACCCCCUAGAUACCCAUGGCUUAAAGGGACACCAGAAGAACUACAGCUUAUUGUAUUUGUUUUGGUGAGUAUAAUCAUUCCUUUCAGACUUUUUGCAAUAAAUACUGUCUUUUCAGAGAAAAUGCAGUGUUUACAUUAAAGCUUAGUAAUAACUCCACUGGCUACUUAUCAGAUGACUACUAUAUGUGCUUCCUGGGGCAGUGCUCCACAGUGUGACUGGCAUUCAGUGUCUCCAUCCUCUGCAUGGAGACACUGAACUUUCUUAUAGAGAUGCAUUGAUUCACUGCAUCUCUAUGAGGACUGUAUUUGACUUGUGCUGGCUCUGCCCCUGAUCUGCCUCCUUGACAGUAUCAGCCAAUUCUAUGGGGAAAGCAUUGUGUUUGGCUCAGACCACCACUUCUGAUGAUGUCAGCAGAGCAGGCAGUUCAGGGGCAGAGGCCGCAGCUGCAGACUGUCCUCCUGCAGCCAGUCCAACCCUUCCGGGCCAUGUGAUCAUGAUUACAUCGCAAUCACGUGACUGGUUUGGCGGUCUGCUGAUCUGCAUCUGGGUUGUCAGGCAGUCCCCCAAACACUACAAUAAAGUGUGAAAAAAAACCGUUAUUUACAGUUUUAUCACUAAACACACCGUGUAUCAUCAGUGAAAGUGUCUUUUGCAUGUGUGAAAAAAAAAAUCCUAUUGACCUCUCCUGACACCUCAGCGUUCUAUGUGUUCGGGUGGGUGGCCGCCAUUCGUAUGCACGAAUACGUGGGACCUGAGUUGGCGACCAUCUUGUUCGCACAAAUGCAGGCAACGGUGUUUGGUCAUCGAGUGCAUGGAACUAAAAUCGGGCACUCUAACUUGCGAACACCACUGAACUUUGAUGAACACCUGCUUCUUUUAUAUACAUGUCAGAAGAGCGCCGUUAGGAUUCUUCGAAUGAACUUGGCGAACAAUCGUUACCUACGAGCCAGAGGGUGAGUUCGGUUUUGGACUGAAAAUGAACGACCGCUACCCCUUUUCUAAUGGAACUAUUUUGGGCAGAAGCCACGUGUGAGAUUGGUCAAAAGUUUACUUCCAUGGAAAAUCCAAACCACCAAACCGAUCUGAGUGCUUUUUGGAUAUGAUUGGCACAAAGAUCAGGGCUAUCCGGGGAUGUGACUCUUGAGUGGUUUCCAUGGAUUUUGGGGGUACUUUUGGGGUGUUGUAAAAUUGUUGUAUUUUUCUGUACCCCGAGAUAAUUGAGUUUGUAUAGCUAGGAAGCGUGUUUGGCGGAGCUGCCCAAUCCGGGUACCAGGUUGUCCGCCACACCUGGAUUGUGUACUUUUGCAAAUGCUGUGCCAUGAUGGGGAUAAGAUAACUCAAAGGCAAGAUAACCAAUCUGGCAAAUUUCAAUGUGUAAAAACUGAAAAGGGGAAAGCCCUAUAUUUGACCCUGUAAGUUUACAAAACCCAUUAAAACCUAUAAAUGGUGGUACUGUUGUAUUUGUGAGACAUCGCUAAGCACACCUGUAUUUUAUUGCAGUAAAUAACCUCCCAAUACGAAAAACAUUAUUAAAUGCUUUCCUAUGGGGAUUCUGGCUACGCUAGAGGUCCUCAUGCAUUGAUUAUUAUUAUUAUUAUUAUUAUUAUUUUAUUAUUUAUAUAUCACCAACAAAUUCCGUAGCACUGUAAAACACUUUUUGUGUUUUAAGAACCCAGAAGUCCCUCUAGGGGCUGUCUGAUAGCCACUAGCGGAGGACUUAACCCAGCAAGUAAUUAUUGCAGUUUAUAGGUACUGCACUAAUUACUCUUGCAGGGUUAAGGGUGAUGGGAGUUGGCACCCAGACCACUCCAAUGGGCAGAAGUAGUCUGCUGGCCUGGAGUGUCCCUUUAAGGGGUUAAUGUAAUGCGUGAGACAGAGAAAGUGACUUGUGGGAACAUGUCUUUUGCUGUAAUUUGUUGUUCCACCCUAAUUAAAAGCAAGAAAAAACACAGGCAGGGUUCAAUGUACACAGUUUCAAAUCUUAAAAACAAGAAGUGAGAGCAAAGUAUUCUUUUACAAAAAAAAACUGAUAUAUAGUACUUUAACUGGGACAAUUCCAAGUGAAUUUCAAAUUUUAGGUCAAAAUAGCUGACCUUUGGACUAGUCUCGAUAGGUGUUCCUAGGCAAUAAAAUACAUGCAGGAACAUACUAUACUCAUUUGAACAACUAUAUUAAGCUGUAGUUGUUCUGUUGACUAUAGUGUCCCUUUAAGCUUAUAUUUCAAAAACGCACACUUACACGUUAGUUGAACAUAGUUAUAAGUAAGCACAAUACAAUCCUGUUUAGUGACAGUUCUCCUUUUAAGCAUGUGCCUUUUAAGACACGGUGACCAAUCCUGCACAAGGGUAUAAAAUAGUAUUAAUUAUAGAUUGCAGCAGUGCAAUCUGGGAACAUGUAAGACCACUGAGAAGCGGCAGGAUUUGGCGAUCGAUUGGACAUGAGGGGUGAAGGGGAGGUCGGAGUCAAAGAGAACACUUAGGCAGCGAGCCUUCAAGGUAGAAGAUGGUGACACUGUUGACUUGGAGGGAGACAGACACAGGAGUAGCAGCACUUGAGGGAGGAAAGACCAGAAGUUCUGUUUUGGACAGUCAUCCAAUUGGAAAUCGUAGAGAGGCAGUCAGAGACACGAGUCAAGAUGGGCAGAGAGAGAGAUCAGGAGAGGACAGGUAGAUUUGUGUGUCAUCUGCAUAUAAAUGAUAUUGGAAGCCAAAGGAGCUGAUAAGUUUACCAAGGGAGGCAGUGUAGAUACAGGGCCGUCUUUAAUAACGAAUGGACCCUGGGCAAGUGUUUGCUUGGGCCCCCUGUGCCCUGCCGCUCUCGCCCCUCACUCCCUGGUAUGCAAUCACGGCAUCCAUCCCAACGCAGUGGCGGUACUAAAGUAGAAUGAAUUUUAUUGGGACCCCCAAUUGCAAGGUUGGACUAAAGGUAGAACCCCAUCUGUCGUGCAACUCCAACAAUGCUUUGACAGCUGGGACUCUACCAAUUUCCCAUGCUUGCAGGGUUGUAUUUAGCACUGAGCCAUGUUUGUAUGUUUGAAUGUAAGCAUGUGUUUGUAUGGAGUAUGUUUGUGUGAAUGUGUUUGUAUGUGGUACUGGAGUUUGAAUGCAAGUGUGCAUUUAUGUGUAGUGUUUGUUUUUGAAUGUAGGAGUGUGCUUGUAUGUAGUGUUGACGUUUCAAUGCAGGAGUGUGUUUUAUAUGUAGUGUUGAAGUUUGAAUGGAGGGGUGUAUUUGUAUUUAAAGUUGCGGCUCAGAUGCACAGGUACACACUCUGACGCACAAGCAGAUACACAGAUACAUACACUGACUACAUACAGAUAAACAGGCACAUACACUGACAGACACACUGACACAGGUACAUAUAUUGACACACACACAGACACAUACACUGGUAGACGUACUGACAGACAUACUGACACAGGCACAUAUACAGACAUACUGACACACAGACACAUAUACCGACAUACUGACACACACACACAGACACAUACACUGAUCAACAUACUGACACACAUACACUGACAGAAAUACUGACACCCACACACUGACAGAUAUACUGACACCCACAUACACUGAGAAAUACUGACACACACACACAGGCACAUACACUGACACACACAGACUGAUAUACUGACACACACACACACAGACAUACUGGCACACAGACAGAUAUACUGACACAUGCAUACACAUGCACUAACAGACAUACUGACGCACUGACAGACAUACUGACACACACAGAUAUACACACACAUAUAUAUACUGACAGACAGACAGACAUGCUGACACACACACACAUACACUAACACACACAUACACUAACACACACAUACACUAACACACAUACACUAACACACACUAACACACAAACACACACACAUACACUAACACACACAUACACUAACACACACAUAACACACAUAACACACACACACUACACACACUACACACAUACACAACACACUAACACACACAUACACUAACACUACACUACACACAUACACUAACACACAUAACUACACAAACACACACACUAACACACUAACACACACACACACAUUUUUUUAAAUGUAAUCCCCCCAGCCUCCUUACCUUUCGGAGUGCUGGGGGAUUCUGGGGUCCAGUGGUGCUGCUGGGCUCCCUUGGUGGCCGUCGGGCAGGAAGGCGGCGCGGAGCACUCACUGCUUCCUCUUCAGCUCCCUCACGCCGCGCCCAGCCCGGCAGUGUGCGGAGGGGAGCUGAAGAGGAAGCAGUGAGUGCUCCCUCGCGCGCCUGCCUUCCUGCCCGACCGGCCACCCGCCCGCCGGGGUCAGCAGGGCCGCCUCCUGGGCGACCCUGGUAUGUACGCCACUGCCCUAAGUGCAUGGGCCACCCGGUGGGACUCAGAGGAUGGGGAAAAAAAUAAAUUGAUGAGGGCAGCAGGGCCCACGGGGCAGGUGCCUCGGGCCCCCCCAAGAGAAACUGGGCCCGGGGCAGCUGCCCCGUUUGCCCCGCGUUAAAGACGGCCCUGUGUAGAUAGAGAACAGUAGGGGACCAAGGACAGAACCUCAGGGAACGCUAACAGAGAGGGGUUGAGGAGAAGAGGCAGAGCCAGAGAAAGAAACACUGAAAAAGCGCUGGGAGAGGUAGGAGGAGCUCCAGGAGAGAGCAGUAUCCCGUAGACCGAGAUUACAGAGAAUGAGAAGAAGCUGUUGAUGUUCAACAGUGUCAAAGGAAGCAGAAAGGUCAAGGAGAAUUAGGAUAGAGGAAUGGCCGUGAGACUUAGCAGGGAUUAAAUCGUUGGAUACUUUGGUCACAGCUGUUUCAAAAGUGUGAUGAGCGCGGAAUCCAGACUGAAGCGGGUCAAGCAGAGAGUUGGAUUCGAGGAAGUCUGUCAAUCUCUCAAUAAUUUUUGAUAUAAGUAAUUACUCUAUUUAAUAAAUAAUUAAUGUUUCAAGUGUGGUUAUAUUUAAUUUAAUAUAUGCAAAAAAGUGAGAAGAUACUACAACAAUAUGUCUUGUGGAGAUGAUAUAUCCUAUCGCAACCAGUGAAACUCCAUGCAUUUAUAAAUAAACCCCUACAAAGUCCGACUUACUUAAUAGUGAUAGUGCUUAACUGCACUUAUAUAUUUGAGAGCCCAGAUUGCUAUCUGGAAUAUUUCUUGCAAAAGGUUGAGUACAAAAAAUAAAAAUUGAAAACAUUAUAGAAAAUAAUGAAAAAAUAAUAGAGAAUAAUGAAAAAAUUAAAGAUGAAAAAAAUUAUGUAUAUACAGUCACAGUGUGUACACACUAUGAUGUUUGGGUGGAUCUCACCAAUAUUUCCGUAGAGGCAGGUCCUGUUGCAGGCAAAGUUGUAAUAUAUACAAUUUGAUGAUACAAUGAGCUGUUCGCAGUACAAGAUAUCCUGGUAGUCCUGCUAAUUUUCCUUGGAUGGAUAUAAUGUCUCUCCAGUGUCGGUAAAGUGCUGGGCGUCUCUCUAAUGUCGGGGGGGUGCUGGACUGCGCGCUCGGGACCUUGAUAGCCCCUUCGAUAGCCCUCAAUCUCUCAUAUACCACUUUCUCAAGGAUCUUGGAGGCAAAUGGCAGUAGCGAUAUAGGGAGGUAGUCGGAUGGGGAGUUGGGGUCAAGGUUGGACUUUUUUCAGAAUUGGUGUUAUGGUUGCAUGCGUAAAGGGUGAAGCAAAUGUGCCAGAGGAAAGGGAGAGAUUGAAAAUUUUAGUGAGAGGAAGAGCAAGAGAGGAUACAUAGUGUGGAUGAGAUAUAAAGGAAUAGGAUUGAGGGAACAGGUGGUGGGGUGGGAGGACCGGAGCGGAGCAGAAGCCUCUUCCAUUGUAGUAGGAGCAAAUGAGCAUAGAACAGCAGAGGGAGUGAGGUUGGGUGAUGUAUUGGAAGGGGAGGGAGAGAGAUUAGAGGUAUCUUCCCUGAUUGUAGAAAUCUUCUCAUUGCAGUGAGUUGCAAAGUUUGAGGCGGACAGGGUGGUAGGAGGAGGGGGAGCAACAGGGCGAAGGAGAAAAUUAAAUGUGUGAAAUAGUCAUUUGGGUUCGCGGGAGAGUGUGGUUAUGAGGUUAUUGAAGUGAUUUUACUUUUGCAGAGGAAAGAGGUGGGGGCACCCUCAGGGCACUAUAGUGCCAGGAAAACGAGUAUGUUUUCCUGGCACUAUAGUGGUUCUUUAAAUGUGAGAUUAACUUUGAAUUGAUAGCAAUUCUUUCUUUAGUAAUUAACCUUGAUAAAGAUGUUGUUACAAUACUGAUGUUACAUCAGUGUUACAAUACAAAAAACCCUGGCUAAACUAAUCAACGGUACAAUUUAGAGACUGUUUGCUUCCCGGAAGUAUUUGGAGGCCCUAGUUCAGCUUAAUUUUCUUAUAUAGUGUCACAGCCAUUGUCAGAAUGAUCUUAUUGUCUAAUUUACUGCAUUUAAAUUUCAAACAGGAAACAAAAGUAACUAAGGAAGCUGCGGGCACCAAAUUGGGUAUAAAUAGAGCGCAGAUAGUCUGUGGGUAGCAUAUUAUAUGCCAGUUAAAUAAUGAACAUUUUUUUUGUUUCCCUUUUUGCAUUCUAUAGAGUGAAGAUUUACCGUAUCUCAAGCAACCACGCCAUAAAACCAAAGAGAUACAAUGGCGUCCUUCAUAGCCGAGAAUUUUAAAUUCCUUGCUCUGUUCUUUAAAAGCAAAGAUGUUAUGAUAUUUAAUGGACUUGUUGCCCUCGGAACGGUGGGGAGUCAGGAAUUAUUCUCAGUGGUCGCUUUUCAUUGCCCUUGCUCUCCAGAGAGAAAUUACUUGUAUGGACUGGCUGCUAUUGGGGUCCCGGCCCUCGUAUUAUUUCUCAUUGGAAUAAUGCUAAAUAGUCACAUGUGGAAUAUGGUAGCGGAAUGUCGAAGAAGGGGGAUAAAGAACUGUUCUGCUCCCGCAACAUUCUUACUAUUUGGAUCUGUUGUUGGACGGGCAAUGGUGGCUCCCAUCACUUGGUCAGUGAUUUCACUGCUUCGGGGAGAAGCCUAUGUUUGUUCCAGGAGUGAAUUCCUUAAUCCUUUGUCAUUUCCAGAUGUAACACAUUUUUACGGACCAAAUGUCAUGGCGAGAAUUCCCUGUAAGGAUGCCUCAACCGAAAUCUUGGCCUUUAGAGAAGAAGCAAGAAGAAGAUUAAUGUAUGAAUCCCAGGUAAUACGUUGUUUUAUGUGUACGCAAUUUAUGUAUUUUAUAUUGUAGUGGCAAAAAGUUCAGAAAGUGGCAAGUUUAGUUGGACACGGACCUCCCUGACCAUUUGUGCUGGUAAUGAUGCCACUGGGUGUUAGAGGUUUCAAUAAGGAAACCCAUCUCUGUCUUAUAAAACAUUUUUUCUUUACGUUAAAAGCAGCCUUGUAACUAUUAGUGUAGAACUUACAUAAGAAGUUGUCAGUAGUGAUGUCCCGAACAGUUCGCCGAACGGUUCACCGGAUGGCGAACAUAAACAUAAACUUUGACCCUGUACCUCACAGUCAGCAGACACAUUCCAGCCAAUCAGCAGCAGACCCUCCCUCCCAGACCCUCCCACCUCCUGGACAGCAUCCAUUUUGUUCAUUGUGAAGCUGCAUUCUUAGUGAGCUGUCCAGGAGGUGGGAGGGUCUGCUGCUGAUUGGCUGGAAUGUGUCUGCUGACUGUGAGGUACAGGGUCAAAGUUUAUGUUUAUGUUCGCCGUCCGUGGCGAACCGUUCGGGACAUCACUAGAUGUCAGUUGAACUUACACCUAAUGGCUAUAAAACGGCACCACAAAUAAAAUCCUCUGUUACUUAAACGCUUACAUUAUAGUUUGUAGUUUGUUUCUUUCUGGGGAUUUUUACGGUCUCGCCAACAGAUCUGACCUUUGUUUUUGUUUUUUUAAACCUCUUUGAAAAUGCUUUAUAUCUUGCAUUUGAUAUAUUUUACUUAUUUUAAUUGUCGGCUUAUGAAAUAAAAUAAAAUGUAAAAAAAUCUGGUAAAGUUAUGUAUCAGCUAUAUCUCUUGCGAUUUGUAGUGUGCUUUUGGGAUAUACAGUAGAAUUUCAUUUGUGUACUAUAAGUUAUUCAGAACGUUCCUGAAUUCUGCGUAUUGCUUAAAGGGAAACUGUCAUCAUUUUUAUUAUUACUGAAAAUAUAAGGUUGUGCAUAAUAUAGCCUGUGUCUGCAAUAUUUCAUAGUGCAUCCAUAACUUAUUAUAACUCAUGUUAGUACAUUUCCUGGCUUCCUCUACCUGUGCGAAAGCUGCCAUCUUUAGCCCGCUCGUCAGAAUCACCCCUUACCUGCAAAUUUAGAUUUUUAUUUGUUUUGCUUUUUUAACGCUCUGUGCUUUCUCAUUAUUACAGGAUCCAUGAAUACACUACAUCUAGCUUUUGAUUUUCUGCGUGUUUUUUGUUCGGAUAAGCUCUGCUUCUGAUCAAAGAGCUUAAAAAGAGCCAACCCCUUUAACCCCUUAAGGACACAUGACAUGUGUGACAUGUCAUAACUCCCUUUUAUUCCAGAAGUUUGGUCCUUACGGGGUUAAUGAGGAAACCCACUUUUGUUUUGUUAAAGAUUUUUCCUUUAAGAUAAAAGCUGUUCUAGAUAAAAUCUAAGUCAGAACAUGCAGUGAAAAGCAGUAUUUACUUGUAUAUACGAGUAAAAGACAAAUAUAAAAAAAGUAUGAUCCUUUAACAAAGCGUCAUUAUGCCCUUAGUUUGGUCCUUACAUUAGUUAAUCUGAUUGCGAAACUCCAACAAGCGUGCAGCGCUUGGGUAAAAAUAGCAUUGCAUAGUCUGUAUCACUUUCAUCUUUAAAUCACCAGGAAAUCAUGUCAGAAGAUAUGAACAGAUUGUCUGUGCAUGGAUUAGUUAACAUUUUCAGAAUAUAGAUGUUAAAAUUACCCCUUUUUACUUUUUGUAUGCGUACAUUAAAUACUUUGAGUAGGGUAAAUGUUAUAGGUUGGGUGUAUGUGUGUGUGUAUAUGUAUGUUUGUGUGUAUAUAUAUAUAUAUAUAUAUAUAGACAAACAAUUUUAGGCAUUCAGAUAAUGCUGUUAUAAAACUCUUAAAUGCUCAGCACUGGGUGCCAUGGAUUGUUCUAUAAAUUUGUUUACUUUUUGUGUUUUUGAAAAUAAUUCAGCUGCAGUCUAAGAUUUCUCCUGGCAUAAUAUUUCAUUUAUCUAUUAAAUCUUUAACAUUUUGUCAAAUUUCUAAGAGAUUUUAUUUUGAAUUGUUACUUUGCCAACAAAGUGACUUAAUGUCCCACCACUUGCUCUGUGUAAUAUCCUGUGGUAUCUCGUCUGUCCUUGUUUUUUAACGAAAGAAUGUGAUAUUUACUGUCACCAACCUAACACACUUUUUGUUGUAAAAAGCCUCUACAACGGUCACAUGCUAUCAACUGAAGAGUACAGGAGGUAUUUAGCACAUUAGUAAAAGUAACACAGGAAACUGUCUAGUCAAUUUCCGACAAGCUCUCCGAUUAACCCUACAGUAAAUACAGUUAGAACACUGUAAUCACAUUUUGAUCAACAAGCUAUUAAAGCACGUCUGUCACUGUCUGGGGACUUUGUCAAAUUCACAUAGACCCCCAACAGUGACAACAUUGGGGGGGACAUUUAAAGGUGAGUUUACUUGGCGGAACCUGUCCCUUGCGGGCACCGCCAUCUUGAUCUGGCGGCACCCCUUCAGAGCUAAUGUCACUAAUGUACUCUUGUGCAUGCGCAAGUGCAGCAUUGAGGUCUAUAGAGGAUCCGCAGUUUAUAGACACAGCCAAUUCCCUGCAAAUGUCACAAGUGACAGUUGUCAGGAUAGUCCCUACUUUGUCUCAGUUUAUCUUUUGAUUGGGUCAGAAUUUCAGUGAAAUUCCAACACAGUCAAAAUUAGUAUUUCUUCAAGAUUUUAACUUUAUGAAAUACUCAAAUACUCAAUUUCCAGGGGGGGAACCCCUUCAGCCAAUUACCUUUCUCAGGCGCCAGGCUCCCUCGGCGCUGGGGAACUCUCCUCCCUCUGCCGACUUUAGCUCCGAAUGCGCAUGCGCAUUCAAACUGCCCAUAGGAAAGCAUUGCUCAAUGCUUUACUAUGGACAUCCAGCGUCUUCUCACUGUGAUUUUCACAGUGAGAAUCACGGAAGCGUCUCUAGCGGCUGUCAGUGAGACAGCCACUAGAGGCUGGACUAACCCUCAGUGUAAACAUAGCUAUGUUUUCAGCUGCAGGGUUAACACUAGAUGGGCCUGGCACCCACACCACUUCAUUGAGCUGAAGUGGUCUGGGUGCCUAUAGUGGUCCUUUAAAUUCUCUGCCUUCUCAUUUCUAUAGCAGAAAAAAACUUGCUCAAAGUUAUAAAAAUAAUAAUUACAAAAUAAAAAGUUAUUCUUACUCCAGGAAAAAUGUCUAAUAAUGACAAAUAAAAUCUAAACUUACCAAAACACUUGGUGUCUAAGAUUUCUUCUCCAUCCAGCCAGUGUGCAAACUGUAUCUAAUGCAAUUUGCAGGGACCUAUAACUAUGCCAUGUCAUCCAUUUACACAGUGUUCUAAAAGGAAUCCUUUUUAAAUGAUGUUAGUCACGUGGAACUAUCAGGAGCCCAUUAUAGUCCGUUUGGAACAGUCUCACUUUUUUGGGAAAUCCCCCUUAUAUACAACAUUGAAAAAACACCUAGAAUUUUGAAUAAAAAAAAUAAUUCAUGUGAUGUUUUCUUUUAAAUGUUUAUUAAAGAUUUAGAUAUUGACAUUGCAGUCCAGUUUUUUUGCACACAUUGCAUUGGAAGACGAGAAAAAUGAACUGUUUCUGUAUUUUCUGGUUCUGUUUCCUGUAAUCCUGUCUUUCGAUUUAAACAGUAACCUUUUUUUUUUUUAACUGAAUCAAAUGCAUUUGCAAACCUGUAACACCUUGCUGUACAUUUAAUUAACCUUAUUUAACACAAUUAAAGUAGUUUGUCAUAAUCUAUCAACCGUAUAUAUUUUUACAUACACUGGUGUCAAUUCACAGGUCUGUAUUUUCCAAUCUUUAAUUCUGUUUUGUUUUUAAAUCAAAAAACACAUCUGGUUAACAAUCAGUACAUACCACACUCACUGGGCACUGUAAAUUGUGGGUUUUUUAAGAGAUUUACAAAAAGACACACAAUCUAAGCCACUUUGACUGCUGUGUGAUUGUUGGUGUUAGACAUAGUGUUUUUUUUUGAAUUGUUGAAAAACAUGACUUCUUGAGAUUUUUCACACGCCACAGCCUGGUACAGAAUGCAAAUAAGAAAUUAGUGAUUUUGCAAUGCAUGUGGUUAGGUCCAAACUUUUGCCUUACUUGUGCAGUCUCAGUGAGUGGACUUCUAAUUAAAAAAAAAAAACCCAAACCUUAAAAAAUAGUUUGGGUCUAGGACAUGCAUAAAAAGGACUUAAAAGAACACGUUAGUCAUCAAAUUAACUUUGGCUUAAUUAAGUUUUUGUGUAUCAUGGCCCUACAGUCUCACUGCUCAAUUCACUGUCAUUUAGGAAUUAAAUCACUUUGGUUUAUGUUUAUGCAGCCCUAGCCACAUCUCUGCAGUGAUUGACACAGCAUGUAUGAAAAAAAGGUUUAAUUUUCAAUCAGAUGUUAAAAAAGUUCUAUAGCAAGUUAUCUCCUGUUCUGUAAGUUGAACCUUAAUCACACACACAGACCCCUGCGUGGUCUUAAAGGCAAUUUUCAAUGCAGGAAAUUCUAAAUUAAACAGAACGUGCAAUAAAAGAAGUUUAAACAUUAGAUCUCUCUUUACAGGAAGUGUUUAGGAAAUCUGUGCGUCACAUGUAGGGAGGUGUGACUAGGGCUGCAUAAACAAAGUGAUUUUACUCCUAAAUGGCAGAGAAUUGAGCAGUGAGACUGCAAAUGUAUGAUCUAUACAUCCAGGGGCGUCUUUAAUAUGGGGCAGCUGCCCCGGGCCCAGUUACUCCUGGGGGGCCCAAAGCAGCUGGCCCGUGGCCCCACUGCCCAGAAAAAAAAUAUUUUAGCUACCCCAUGGGCCCGCAGUGGGGCUGCACCAAGGCCCACACUGUUAGGGGGCCCACCGGUUGGCAUGUUUCAGCAGGGCCCGAUCGGGUGCUGUGGCCCUUUAACAGCACAACCAGGCCCCUUGCUUAUCGGUAACUGGGAGAAAGUGAUGGCACGAGAGUACUGGAGCUGCGCGGAAGGAGGCAGAGAGGAGGGGGCAAGGCUGGGAGAAAGCCAGCCCCUACUCCCAACCAACCUAGCCAGAACCACUGGACCCCAGGGAAGCCACCCUCCAGCAAAAGGUAGGAAACUGGAGGGUGGCUAUAAAAAUGUUAGGUUUGCAUGUGUGUGUCCCUAUGUCUGUCAGUGUGUGUAUCUUUCAGUUUAGAGGGCCCAAGCAAAUGCUUACCCAGGGUCCAAUUGAUAUUAAAGACAGCCCUGUAUACACCAAAACCGACUAAUUAAGCUAAAGCUGUUUUUGUGCCUGAAGUGUUUAUUUUGAACAUUAAGCAUGGUAUUUCUUAACAGACUUGUGUGUUUAAUUCAUAAGUCAUAGUGGGGCAUAUUUUAGCUAUGGCUUUUCUAGCCCAUACGGUUAAUCACUUUGGUUAUUUUUGUACAUUUUCUGUGUGUGUAUUCUUUUAUAGUGUGUUUAAAGCAAAAUGAGGGUACAAUUAAAUGUAUACUUUCAAAUGGUGAUAUAUAUAUAUAUAUUUAUUUUUUUUUUACAUUUUUUUUUUCUUCCUGGCAAAUAUUGCAGAAUGGUGAUGUAAUUAUGUAACUUUAAAAGUGUCUGUUAUUUUUAUACAGAAUACAAAACAAGAUUUUUAAUCCUAAAUUAAAGUUUAUUUUUGUUUCAGUGCGGUUGCUUCACUUCCAUAUAUUUUUUUAAUUUUGUAAAUGUACUAAUUUUAUACACACAAAACACUAAUCCAUAGUGUUGUUGCACUGCUUUACUUAUGGUAGCAAAGUAAUUACGUCUGUGGCCAGGAUCUGCUGGUAUAAAUGUAUCAGUUAUAAGUUACCAAGAUUGUCCAAGGUUGCUGCUGAACUAAUACAUUAAUUUCUUUAAAAUAACAGAAAAUGUAUAGUCCAACAACAAUAUUUGGGAUUAAGGACACAUAUCCACUGUCUUUGAUGGCUGUUUCUAUUACAUUGGUGUAAUCCAUUAUGACAUCAGUAGAGAGUGUUGAAGCCAUAUUGGUCAAUUUUGUUGGUCAUCUACAGUUGGGUAGGAAUCAAGUAAAGCUCACUUGUUAGUUAUUGAUUGGUUUUAAAACAUUUAAUAAUUAGCUUUGAGCCUAAAUGUGUCUGUUGUCCAUGUAAUUGCACAUAAAUAUGUAUUGGCCAAUUUUUUUCAAAUGAAAAUUAUAUUUUGUAAUUCUAGAUAAUAUAAAUAAUUUAUUUCCCUUCUCCUUUAGUUCCUUGGAUGGAUGGUGAUUGGAAUAGUUGCAUUGACAAUAUUUUUGGUCAAAUGUUUGCAACAUUGUUGUUCACCUUUAAGUCACCAUCAGGAGGCCUACUGGGCUCAAUACCGGAGCUGUGAGAAUGAUCUUUUUAAUCGUACAGCUGAAGUCCAUGCGAAGGUCUUAGCAGCCAGUAAUGUCAAGCAGUUCUUUGGCUUUGUUGCUUUGGAUAAAGAUGAGAAGGAAAUGGUCCAUGAUUACCCAGUGGAUGAGACACAGCCAAGUCCUCAGUGGAAUGAAAUUACUGGUGUCUACUUGUACCGGGAAAACAAGGGCUUUCCAUUGUACAGCCGUCUCCACAAAUGGGCAAAGAAAGUAAUUGGGAAUGGUAUGGAUCCGGAUGGACGUGAAAUGGCACUGCUCGCAGUGUAAACCUUUGCAUGGACUUGACUUCUUAACCAAGAGUACUUUAUGUUUUUUGGGGCUAAUCACUGGUAACCAGGGUAAUGGUGUUGAUGGGAUGACAUGGUGGGACAAAUGGAGAGAUUGUUUGGUCAUCGGAACUUUGAAUACAGAGACACCACCUAUUGAGUGUAAGAUGUUCACAAGUUGUUAUCUCUUUACAGAUCUUGCAACAGACAAUGUGCUGCAGAUAUUUGAGAUAUAAAACAUGUCCUACAAGACUCCAGUUCCUGGCUAGGGAUGAAUGACUAGAUGACUGCUUUAAAAAGGGUCUAAACCUGGAACAACAUGACUCCGCACUAGCACCACGCAGAGAAUACUUCUGAUAAGAUAAUAUAUAAAUAUAUUUAUUCUUUUCACAAAAUACAGACCUUCUUUUCUAAGAGGGUACACGUGGUAGAUCAAGUGUGGUCAGAAGAUCCACAACGGUGUCUAGCCUCUGUGAUGAUUUGACAUAAUGCUACAACAGUGGUUAAUUUUGACCUUCUCUGUGGUAGACGAUAUAUUGGUAUGGAUACAUGAGAUAAAUAUGAAAAAGAACAAAACACUGCAAACCACUAAAGCACUUCAGAAAAGUGUCUCCCCAUUUUCAUGCUUAAUAAAAGUGCUAAUUUCAAAAGAAAUAAGCACGUUUAUAAAGUGUUUGGUUUUCAUCCUCCCAGUCGUUAGUCAGAUAGCCAGAGGGUGGUUGCUCUUCCUGUCUGCUUUGUACCCAAACCAAAAUGUAAAGCAAUGCUUCUCAUAGUCCUGCGUCCCGGUGUAUCUCUAUGAGAAGCAUUCUGUUGGCCAAAAAAAGAUUUGUGCCGAUGAUCUCAUAGCAAGUGGAGCAGAGCUGUGUCAAGGAAUUGUCUUUAUUUUGGGGAGAGCCGUGGCUGGCAAUAAUCUGAAUUGCCAAUAUGCCACUCCAGCGUUACAAAUAAAGGUAUUUAUUAAAAAAAAGCUUAAUUGGUCCUAUUUCAGCUGGAUUCAGAGUGAACUUUAUAAAAACAUUGUUUACUGCUAGUUGUAUCUGAGUUCCAGUUAACAGCUCCUCAAGCUUACUUCAGGACCAGUCAAGGGCUUCUCAGGUCCAAAUUGGCAAAAAGAAAAUGCUAAACGAUAAAAAUGUAUCUGAAUGUAAUCGGCUCCGAAGAGAACUCCUCACAGUCUGGAAUUUAGUAAAUAAAACUCUUAAAAAGUCACUUGGGUUAAAAAAUAUAUAUAUUUUUCUAUAAUUAAAACCUUGCCUUCUUGUCAAACUAUAACAGGAACAAUACUGAAUCAUCUCCCAAUCAGGCCAUGAUGAUUAUCUAUAUUUUCUUCCUUUGUUAAAACUAUCACGUGUCGCAUCUGAACUCUUAUUAGAAACCUAGAUGAAGGCGCCUUUUAAAUGUACACAUUUUGGUGGACUUUCCAAUAUCUAUAUUGCAUUAGAAAGAUAAUCAGGGUUAUUCACCAAUUUGAGAACUCAAAGUAAAUGUCAGAUAUAGGCGCAAAAUAGCCAAAUUGGGAGAAAAGUCCUACAUUCUUUCAGUUUGGCUACUCCACCCUUAAAGGACCACUCUAGGCACCCAGACCACUUCAGCUUAAUGAAGUGGUCUGGGUGCCAGGUCCAGCUAGGGUUAACCCAUUUUUUAAUAAACAUAGCAG